AUGAACCCAUCAGAGAUGCAAAGAAAAGCACCUCCACGGAGAUGGAAACACCACAAUCAAACACCAUCUAUUCACAAGAUGAACAAAAUGGUGAUGUCAGAAGAACAGAUGAAGUUGCCAUCCACCAAGAAAGCAGAGCCGCCAACUUGGGCACAAUUAAAGAAGCUGACACAGUUACCAAAAAAAAGCCUAGAGAAUGCAAAGGUGACACAAACUCCAGAGAACACACUGCUUGCAGCUUUGAUGAUUGUAUCAAUGGUGUCUGCAGGUGUACCCAGCAGCUCCGAAGAGACAGUGACCAUUGAGAAUGGGCAAUGA
Messenger RNA from Pongo pygmaeus (Bornean orangutan), 318 nucleotides. RefSeq names its product endogenous retrovirus group K member 19 Rec protein-like. The transcript has 2 exons. The record is from RefSeq and is a predicted model, not a curated record. Bases 1 to 318 code for a protein of 105 amino acids. NCBI's taxonomy places the organism in Eukaryota, Metazoa, Chordata, Mammalia, Primates, Hominidae.